UGUCUUCUCCUCUAUUGGUUCACAUUUCUAGUACAACUUGAUCCCUCCAUCUAUCUCUGUCUUUGCCGUUCUGUUUCUCUUCCUCGCCACCAACUCUGUCUUCAUUUCUUCUCCCUCCGCUUACCUCUGUCUCUGCCUCCUACUCCAAACGCAUCAAGGUGUAUUAUGAUGCAAAAGGAAAAGACAGAGCAUUUUCCGGAUUAUCAGAAUGGGACGGUUGUUUUGAAAUCUGAUGGGGUGGAGUUCACCGUGGAAGGUUAUUUCUGUCCUGCAUUGGCCAAGGCUGUGAUGACAAUGAAGAAGGGAGAGAACGUCAUCUUGACCGUGAAGCCAGAAUAUGCAUUUGGUGAGAAUGGAAGACCAGCAUCAGGUGAUGAAGGUGCCGUGCCUCGGAAUGCUUCUCCAAAAACCAAGGAUAAGAAGGUUCUCAAGAAGACCCUGAAGGAGGGAGAGGGAUAUGAACGUCCCAAUGAUGGAGCUGUGGUUCUCAGCAUUAUGAUUCUUUUUAUUCGAUUUACUAUCUUAUUGGUUGUGGUUGUUGAAUUCAUUAUUUUCAUCGUUUCAGUGAAACUUAUUGGUAAGCUGCAAGAUGGGACUGUUUUUGUGAAGAAGGGUGAGGAUGAUGAGCAGCCAUUUGAGUUCAAAAUUGACGAGGAGCAAGUGAUUGAUGGACUUGAUAAAGCUGUAAUGAACAUUUAA
Molecule: messenger RNA, 699 nt
Organism: Arachis duranensis
Lineage: Eukaryota; Viridiplantae; Streptophyta; Magnoliopsida; Fabales; Fabaceae
Product: peptidyl-prolyl cis-trans isomerase FKBP62
Biological process (GO): protein peptidyl-prolyl isomerization
Cellular component (GO): cytoplasm
Molecular function (GO): peptidyl-prolyl cis-trans isomerase activity
Source: RefSeq, a predicted model, not a curated record